AUGAUCAAUAGACCCAUUAAUACCCCAACCACCUCAAACCCAAAAUCCCCUAAAAGGAACCCAAAAUCCCCUCUAAAAGCCCUAAAAUCCCUUAAAAGACCCCAAAAUCCACUCAAAAAGCCCCAAAAUCCCCUAAAAACCCAAAAUCCCCUAAAAGGAACCCAAAAUCCCCUCUAAAAGCCCCAAAAUCCCCUUAAAAUACCCCAAAAUCCUAUAAUAGAACCCCAAAAUCCCAUUCAAAAACCCCAAAAUCCCUUAAAAGACCCCAAAAUCCCUUAAAAGACCCCAAAUCCCCUUAAAAGACACCAAAAUCCUAUAAUAGAAACCCAAAAUCCCAUUAAAAAACCCCAAAUCUCCUAAAAAGACCCCAAAUCCC
This is a messenger RNA of Tympanuchus pallidicinctus (lesser prairie-chicken), 376 nucleotides long. RefSeq lists its product as uncharacterized. The transcript is spliced from 3 exons. The record is from RefSeq and is a predicted model, not a curated record. NCBI's taxonomy places the organism in Eukaryota, Metazoa, Chordata, Aves, Galliformes, Phasianidae.